Bacillus rossius redtenbacheri is the source of this 2662-nucleotide messenger RNA. RefSeq names its product 26S proteasome non-ATPase regulatory subunit 12 (gene Rpn5). The transcript is spliced from 9 exons. The coding region runs from base 156 to 1541 and encodes 461 amino acids. Lineage: Eukaryota; Metazoa; Arthropoda; Insecta; Phasmatodea; Bacillidae. Gene Ontology annotation, cellular component: proteasome regulatory particle, lid subcomplex; cytoplasm. The record is from RefSeq and is a predicted model, not a curated record.
GUAGUUAAAUAAUUAUAAUUGGGGUGGAUGCCUCUGGUUUCUUGUUAUGCUAUCCUUGGAUUUGUAUUGAAUCUAUGGUGAAUUUUAUUUUGCAAGUUGUUUUUGAAGUUUCAAUUUUUUAGUUGUGAAGUGUUUCGGAGAUCACGUUGGUGAAGAUGGCUGACAGCUUAGCGAUGGAUUCCGGGCGGAUCGUGAAGAUGGAAGUGGACUACAGCGCAACGUGCGACGAGAAGAUACCGGAAUGCAAGAAGAUGGCGGCCGAAGGCAAGAUGCACGAUGCGCUGGACAUCCUCCUAUCGCUGGAGAAGCAGACGAGAACUGGCGCGGACAUGAUAUCCACGGGGCAAGUGCUGGUGGCCAUCGUGCAGAUAUGCUUCGAGGCCAAGAACUGGAACGCCCUGAACGAGCACAUCCUGAUGCUGUCGCGGCGGAGGAGCCAGCUGAAGCAGGCGGUGGCCAAGAUGGUGCAGGAGUGCUGCUCGUACGUCGACCAAGCCCCCGACAAGGAGACCAAGGUCAAGCUCAUCGACACCCUGCGGAGCGUCACGGAGGGCAAGAUCUACGUGGAAGUGGAGCGAGCUCGCCUCACGCACAAACUGGCCAAGAUGAAGGAAGAUGAAGGCAACAUCAUCGAGGCAGCGAACAUCAUUCAAGAGUUACAAGUGGAAACAUACGGAUCCAUGGACAAGAAAGAGAAGGUGGAACUUAUUUUGGAACAAAUGCGCUUGUGUCUGGCCAAAAAAGACUACAUCAGAACACAGAUCAUAUCAAAGAAAAUAAACACAAAGUUUUUUGAUGACGAAACAACCCAGGACCUUAAAUUAAAGUACUACAGGCUGAUGAUCGAGAUGGACCAGCACGAGGGCUCGUACCUGGCAAUCUGCAAGCACUACCGCGCCGUGCUGGGCACGCCCUGCGUGCAGCAGGACGCCGGCCAGCGGCACCAGGCCCUGCAGCACGUGGUGUGCUACCUGGUGCUGGCCCCGUACGACAACGAGCAGUCCGACCUCACCCACCGCGUGCUGCAGGACAAGCUGCUGGACGAGACACCCACCUACAAGGAGCUACUGCGGCUGUUCACGAACCCGGAGCUGAUAAAGUGGUCGGGGCUGUGCGAGAUCUACGAGAGCGAGCUGAAGAACGGCUCGGCGACCAGCAAGGCCACGGACGUGUUCGACUCCAGCUCGGAGGACGGGCAGAAGAGGUGGAAGGACCUGCGGAGUCGGGUCGUGGAGCACAACAUUCGUGUAAUGGCCAAGUACUACACUAAAAUCACGUUGAAGAGGAUGGCAGAACUCUUGGACCUUCCAGUAGAGGAGACGGAGGAGUUCCUGUCGAACCUGGUGGUGAACAAGACGGUGACGGCCAAGACGGACCGGCCGGCCGGCGUGGUGAGCUUCACGCAGAACAAGGACCCCAGCGACGUGCUGAACGAGUGGUCGGGCCACCUGAGCGCGCUCAUGCAGCUGGUCAACAAGACCACGCACCUCAUCAACAAGGAGGAGAUGGUGCACAAGCACCUGCUGGCCGGCCGCGACUGAACACUACAUCUUCCUGUUGUUUAUGUUACACUUCAAAAAAAAACUUUUUUUUUAAACAGCAUAACAACUGGUAUAAACGUUUCUCACCCAAAUUUGGGCAGUAAAUACAUAGCAGAGAUAUUUCAUUCACAGGGUUUUUUAAUGGCUCUCCGACACUACCAUUCGCUGAAUUAAUAAUUGCUUAGUUGUUUUGCAGGAAUUAUUUUUUUUUUUAUGAUUCAAGAUAAAUUUUAACUGGUGUGAAUUAUUAAAGGUUAAAAAAAAAAGUCUUUUUUGUCGAUGAUAUCCGGCAUUAAGUUCUUCUUUCAUCUAUAUAUUUUCCUACUCUUUCUAACAAGUUUUCAUCGUGGAGAUGUUUGGUUUCAUGCAGUGUGUGGGGCACCAGCGUCUCACACGACUGUUUAUUUUUUGAUUUUGAUUCAUAAUACGUACUACCUCUGUGGAGUAGGUGUGUCUAGAAUGUCACUAGAAAUGUUUUUUUUGGAUUUGAUGGUGUGUAAGUAAAAAUAUAUUAUAAUGUGCUUGAAUUAAAAAAGAUUUUACUUGUACAUGUAGCAUCAAGUUGCAUAAAUGGAAGAGACUUACAGGUAUUGGUGUGACUCAUAAUUGAACUGUAAAAUAACUUAUUUCUCACUUUCAAGUUUUCUCUACCCUUUUGCUGACUCGUGAAUUUAAUUACAGUAAAACCCUCUUAAAAAAAGGGCACCCCAAGUGCAGCCUGAAAUGUAUAAUUGAAAGGACUAUAUUUAAUUAUCACACAUUUAGACUGAAAGAAAAGUGUGCUUGGAAAGGUGAUGGGGUGGUGAAAACUGUAACACUUAUCAGUACCCGAAAAUAUUGUUAAAAGAGCUAUGGAGCAUUAAUCCUGCGACUAGUGACAAUGUUUCCAAUGAAAAGGGGCAUAGAAAAAUUAGCAUUUUGCUAUAGACGCAAUUUUUUUCUAAUUUACACUUUAGAUGAUUUUUUUUUUUUUUGUUGCUAAUUUCCAACAGAAAUGCUAUUUUAGUAAUUUUCAAAGUAAAUGCUUUUUUCAGCUAAGUUAAUUUAAAAUGUCAUGUACUUGUAAAAAAAAUCCUUUGUGAAAUAUUACUUUACAUAUAUUUACACUUAGAAAGAAACAA